Messenger RNA from Candidozyma haemuli, 321 nucleotides. RefSeq names its product F1F0 ATP synthase subunit h (gene ATP14). The record is from RefSeq and is a predicted model, not a curated record. The transcript is spliced from 2 exons. The coding region runs from base 1 to 321 and encodes 106 amino acids. Lineage: Eukaryota; Fungi; Ascomycota; Pichiomycetes; Serinales; Metschnikowiaceae. Gene Ontology annotation, biological process: proton motive force-driven ATP synthesis.
AUGUUCAAGCAAUCGAUUCGUGCUUUGUCUUCUAGAAGAUUGUUGUCUGUGACCCCAAGAACUCACAACGCUGUGAGCGACUUGUACAUCCAGCAGAUCAAGCAGUUCAAGCCAUCUCCAGUGAGCGCUGACGCUGAGGGUAUCAAGCACUUCAAGUUGCCAUCUAAGCCAGCUAUCCCAUCCGAUGAGGUCUCUGCUGACGCUGUGAGCGCUUACGAGUCAUCUGAGGUCGAGACCGAGUCUGCUCCAGCUGCUGGCUCUGGUCAGGCUGCUGAGGAGGACUGGUUCGUGUUCCCAGAGGAGGAAGAACAACAACACUAA